AUGUCUCAACCAUCUUCAUCAUUCGAUCCAGAAACACCUGAAUCUGAAUUGGAGGAAAGUUCGAAUAUUUUGGAAAAGCCGUUGAAAAAUGGCAAAAAAGUGUCUGAAGCGAACGGAGAGGCUCAUGGACUUGAUGAUUAUAUCCAGAUGGGAGGGUAUGUGCUCUUGGUAUGUUUAGCGGCCGAACUACUCAUUCUACCUCAAGUUUCUUCAAUGUUUUACAUGAUGUAUGCUGGAGCCGCUCCACGAGUCCUAUCGUGCGACAACACCGUGUUUGAUAGCCAGCUUGAGGGAAAAGAAAUCUGUUUUGAAAUUGAUCGAAUCGGGAACUGUUCCCAUCCCAACUUCCAAUAUCAGUUCAAGAGUAUAAACGUAGAGUACAACUACUUCUGUGACACAUCGAAACUGGUCAAAAACUCAAUCUCAAUUCAAAUGAUUGGUGUCCUGACUGGGUCCAUUGUUUUCGGACAAAUUUCUGAUUCGUUCGGAAGAAAGAUCGGUACACAAUUCGCUUCUAUUGGAAUGUUUAUUGGAUGGUUGAUUGUUGUGCAGAGCAGAAAUUUACUUCAUUUCACUGUCUCAAGAACGAUUCUUGGAUUUUUCACCGGCGGAAGUGUUUCAGUGAUCAACGUAUUCAUCAUGGAAAACAUUCCGAAAAAGCAUAGAAUGUGGAUUAACAUGGCAAUCACAUGGUCACCAAAUAUGCCAAUCUACUCACUUUUUGCAUGGAUUGCCGGAGACUGGAAAACGUUAGCCUAUAUAAAUGCAUUUGUGUGCCUUCCUGGAUUUUUCUUCUUCCAAUUUUUUAUUCAUGAGUCACCAAGAUGGUUGGUAACGAAAGGAAAGAUCAGUGAGGCUGUGCAGGUUCUAAAACGCCAACUCAAAACGUCCAAUCAACUUCACCUGAUUCAUGAAGACUUGGAAGACAACUUGAAUAUGGAAUACGCUAAAACCGUAAAGCAAAACACUCGGAAAACCAAAUUCUCUUACUACCAUUUGUUUGUCACUCCGAGAUUAGCAAUGACUACUGCGGCGCUUGCUUAUAGUUACUGGGCAACAUCUAUAAUCAACUAUGGUGUUCUAUUCAAUAUGGAGAAGCUAUCUGGUUCGAUAUACUGGAAUUCUGUGUGGACCGGACUGAUGAGAUAUGCAUGUAACUUAUCAUUUGGUUGGGCGGAUUUGAAGUUCAAGAGAAUCGGAAGAAAAUUCAUUCAUACCAGCGGAUUGGUCAUUAUUUUUAUCUCGUUGAGUGUUGUGGUGGCUUGCUAUGCUCUUCACAUGAACCAUGAAAUGAAGGAUGUCAUCAGAAUAUCGAUUCUAUUGGCAAGUUCGAUGACGUCCCAGAUUUAUAUCGCAGAUGGAAUAGUGGCAAAUGAAUUGUUCCCAACGCCUAUUCGCACAAUCGGAUACUCUUUUAUACAGACAUGGAAUCGAGUUGGUGUAGUGUGUUCUCCGUUUAUUUUUUAUCUGGCAGACUACUGGUUAGCUCUCCCAUUUUGUUGCAUGAUUUUCUUCUCACUAAUAGAUACCUUCUCAUUCGAGUGUCUAUUACCUGAAACUAAAGGAAGACAUCUUGUGGAACAUAUGCCACCACGUCACGAAUGGUGGUUUGGUGCUGGAAAAGUUGACAAGAUAGUAGAGGAAGAGGAGGACGUUGAAGAAGAGUUAAGGCCGUUGGAAGCUUAA
This is a messenger RNA of Caenorhabditis remanei, 1686 nucleotides long. RefSeq lists its product as uncharacterized. Lineage: Eukaryota; Metazoa; Nematoda; Chromadorea; Rhabditida; Rhabditidae. The record is from RefSeq and is a predicted model, not a curated record. Gene Ontology annotation, molecular function: transmembrane transporter activity. Gene Ontology annotation, cellular component: membrane. The transcript has 11 exons. Gene Ontology annotation, biological process: transmembrane transport. The coding region runs from base 1 to 1686 and encodes 561 amino acids.